This is a messenger RNA of Tarenaya hassleriana, 3840 nucleotides long. Its product is annotated as pentatricopeptide repeat-containing protein At4g33170. Bases 518 to 3574 code for a protein of 1018 amino acids. The transcript has a single exon. Gene Ontology annotation, biological process: RNA modification. Gene Ontology annotation, molecular function: protein binding; RNA binding; zinc ion binding. NCBI's taxonomy places the organism in Eukaryota, Viridiplantae, Streptophyta, Magnoliopsida, Brassicales, Cleomaceae. The record is from RefSeq and is a predicted model, not a curated record.
UUGCUUGGUUUUUCAUGGAAGAAUUGAAACGUGAAGAAGAAAUGAGAAAGGCGAAACCACACACGGUUCCGCGAUUUUCCUCUUUUAAGACGGCGAAAAGCCCCAAUUUUCAUGUGCCCUUCUGAGUCUGCGUCGUUGAUCCGAUUCUUGGUUUGCCAUUGCGGCGGACGGUGGAGCUCCCCUCUCUGGUCUGUCGAUGAAUGGGAUUCGUUUUUUCAGCUGCGCUUCUCAUGUUAGUUUGCCUUUGCCCCAAUUCCUAAUAUUUCAUUGCCUUUUCGUUUAGCCAUCUGUUUGACUGGAGUUUAUACAGUAUACACAUGGAAUAGUAAGUCUCAAAGGCCCGGUUCCACUUUAAAAACAUUGCUAGGUUACCUCAGAGCCCAAGAGCCUGUUUAUAAAGUAAAUCUUAAAACGGGAUGAAAUUGCCAAUGAUGGUUUCUAGUUUACAACCCGUAAGUUUUCAUGAUUUCCAAUAUUACCCCCCCUACACUUUUAAAAGAAUCACCUUUAGCCCACCAUGCAAGCAAACCUGAAAACCAACCUCUGUUCCUUGAGCAAAUCCCGGAAAUCGCUCUCUCUUUGGUCUCUUUCCUCCGCCUCGCUUGCUCCGUCGCCUCCUCCUUCAUCGCCUUCAUUCUCUUCUUAUCCUUCUUCGUCUUCGUCUUCGUCUUCUUCUUCGUCUCAAUGGUUCUUUCUUCUUCGUUCUGCAAUCUCCACCGCCGAUUUGGCCCUCGGGAAAUGCACCCACGCGCGCAUUCUAGCCUUCGAGGAAAACCCAGAACGCUUCCUGAUCAACAAUCUCAUUUCGAUGUACUCCAAGUGUGGGUCACUGUUUUACGCGCGUCGACUGUUCGAUAAAAUGCCUGAGCGAGACCUUGUUUCGUGGAACUCGAUUCUUGCUGCAUAUGCUCAGUGUAGCGAAGGCUGUAUCGAGAAUGUGAACGAGGGUUUUCGAAUUUUUCGGGGCUUACGGCAAUAUGUUGUUUUUACUAGUCGAAUGACUCUGGCUCCGAUGUUGAAGCUGUGUUUGAAUUCUGGGUAUUUGUGGGCUUCGGAGGCUGUUCAUGGGUAUGCUUUGAAGAUUGGUUUGGAGUUGGAUGAGUUUGUUUCAGGAGCUCUCCUUAACACUUAUCUGAAGUUUGGUCGGAUCAAGGAAGGUAAGGUUUUGUUCGAGGAAAUGCCCUCGAAAGAUUUAGUGUCAUGGAAUUUGAUGGUGAAGGCGUAUCUUGAUUUGGGUCUUGACGAAGAAGCACAACUUCUCGUUUCUGAGUUUCGUAGAAGUGGUUUACGUCCGAAUGAAGCCACCUCACGUUUGCUCGCCACCCUUUCCGAUGAUAAUUCUGAUAGAUGCAGGAAGCAUUUGGGCCAAGCCAGAGAUUGCUCAAGAUUGUUUUCAGAUGAUGGUAACAGUGGUGGGGGUGUUAACAUUUCUGAUGUAAUAUCGAAGAACAAAAGAUUGUCUGAGUAUCUCCGUGCAGGGGAUUAUUCAGCUGUUCUCCGAUGUUUCUCGAACAUGGUUGAGUCCAACUUAGGAUGCGAUAAUGUGACGUUUAUCUUAGUUCUGUCUGCAACUGUAGGAUUAGGUAACUUAGCAUUGGGGAGACAGGUUCAUGGUAUGUCAUUGAAGUUGGGACUGGAUUCCAUGCUUCCUGUUGCGAAUAGUCUAAUAAACAUGUACUCUAAACUGAGACAAAUCAGUUCUGCUAGAACAGUGUUUCACGGUAUGAGUGAACGAGAUUUGAUCUCAUGGAAUUCGAUUAUUGCCGGUUGUUCUCAAAAUGGUAUGGAAAGGGAAGCAGUGAGUGAAUUCAUGCAUUUGCUACGGUCUGGUCUUGCACCGGACCAGUUCACUCUGACGAGUGUCCUAAAGGCCUCUUCGUCUCUUCCAGGAAGCUUGUCCUUAAACAAACAAGUUCAUGUUCACGCAGUUAAGUCUAAUAAUGUAUCUGACAAUUACGUCUCUACUGCUCUUAUCGAUGCGUAUUCUAGGAACGGGUGUAUGGCUGAGGCAGAGAUUUUGUUUGGGAAAAAGGGUGGCUUCGACUUAGCAACUUGGAAUGCUAUGAUGUUUAGUUAUACCCAAAGUGAAGAUGUCGAUAAGACUUUGAAGCUCGUUUCAUUGAUGCAUAAACGUGGGGAGAGACCGGACGAGAUCACAUUGGCAACAGUAGUCAAGGCAUGUGGUUCAUUGUUCGCGAUGGAACAUGGAAAGCAAAUCCAUGCUUACGCAAUAAAAUCUGGAUUUGAUUCCGAUCUUUGGGUAAGCAGUGGGAUUCUUGAUAUGUAUGUAAAAUGCGGUGAUAUAGUGGCUGCUCACUCGGUUUUCAAUGGUAUUCCUAUGCCCGAUGAUGUAGCAUGGACGACUAUGAUGUCAGGAUGUAUAGAGAACGGAGAAGAAGAGCGUGCCUUUUCUGUUUACACCCAGAUGAAACGCUCAGGAAUUUUGCCUGAUGAGUUUACCAUAGCCACUCUGUUGAAAGCAAGCUCUUGCUUGACGGCCUUAGAACAGGGGCGUCAAAUUCAUGCUAACGCUGUCAAAAUGAAUUGUGCCAUCGACCCGUUUGUUGCGACUUCACUUGUUGACAUGUAUGCUAAGUGCGGAAGCAUAGACGACGCAUAUUCCUUGUUUAGACGGACAGAGGCGAGGAACAUUACUGCGUGGAACGCAAUGCUGGUAGGAUUAGCUCAACAUGGAGAAGGGAAAGAAGCACUCGAGCUUUUCAAAUUGAUGAAAUCUACGGGAAUCAAACCCGAUAAGGUCACAUUCAUUGGUGUCUUAUCCGCUUGCAGCCAUUCGGGCAUGGUAUCCGAAGCUUACGGGUAUUUCCGCUCAAUGCAGCGAGAUUAUGGGAUCAAACCCGAAAUCGAACAUUACUCAUGUUUGGUUGAUGCGCUUGGCCGAGCAGGCCUCGUUCAAGAGGCUGUAAAGGUAAUCGAGUCGAUGGGCUUUGAAGCUUCGGUCUCCAUGUACAGAGCUCUGCUUGCAGCUUGUCGGGUCAAAGGGGACACAGAAACCGGAAGAAGAGUGGCAGCUAAGAUUCUGGAGCUAGAGCCGUCGGAUUCAUCAGCUUACGUGCUUUUAUCCAACAUAUAUGCAGCUGCAGCGAAAUGGGACGAGAUGAAGCAAGCCCGGACGAUGAUGAAGGGACAGAGAGUGAAGAAGGACCCGGGAUUCAGCUGGAUCGUCUUGAAGAACGAGAUGUAUCUGUUUGUUGUGGACGAUAGGUCGAACCCGCAAUCGGAGUUGAUAUACGAGAAAGUGAAAGAGAUGAUCAGAGAGAUCAAAGAAGAAGGGUACAUUCCCGAGAUGGAAUACGCACUUGCAGAUGUGGAAGAAGAGGAGAAAGAGAGGUCCCUGUAUUACCACAGUGAGAAGCUGGCGGUGGCGUUCGGGCUAAUAAACACGCCUCAGUCAAUGCCUCUUCGUGUCAUAAAGAACCUCCGGGUUUGCGGAGACUGCCACAACGCGAUGAAGUACAUAUCGAAGGUAUAUAGAAGAGAGAUAGUACUGAGAGAUGCAAACCGAUUUCACAGGUUCAAAGGCGGGGUUUGCUCUUGUGGCGAUUACUGGUAACCAAAAACCCGCGUUCUCGGGUGAGACUGAGACCUGCCUUGACGGAGCAAACGAGGUAGAAGAAGAGUCUGGUUUCAUGGCUUGGAAAUACAGUUUUGCAUUUCGACAAAACGAUCAGAAGAGGAUGAAACAGAGUAAGAUAUGAACGAAUGUCUGUUCAAAGCGUUGUCCUUUUUUCACAUAAGAUUCCAUUUUUGGACAUUGGCCCUGCCUGCCUGCUUACCUUUACCGAUCAUUACGAUCAGGAAAGUAUUACCUCGUCGGAA